AUGGGACUGAUGCGCACCGCCUGGAUUGAGCACCCGGAGUUACAUCUGCCCUUGAUCGACCGGGGCGAGGGUGAAACAGCCCAGAAAGCCCUUCGCCCGGGCUCUGGCGCAGAAGGCCGAACCCGAAUGCGCAGUGAGACAGGAGUGGGUGUUGGGAGCAUCAGGAUUGGCAGUUUCCCGUCGUUGGACAGCGAUCUGUCAAUCGUGCUGCCAGUCGCCUACCUGUUUAAGACUAUAGUUACAGCGAUGACACAAGAACUGUCUCGAAAAAUUAGCAGAGACCAUGACUUCAUCAACACGCAUGUGCUCAGUCUCGGCCAUUCCUUCAAGAUGAUAAUCGGCGCUGGUGCCGGACAUGAGGCCGUCCCUUCUCCAAGCGGAGGGAGCAGGCCCUGGCUUAUGCAGCCGCGCAUCCAACAAGCUCACUCGCCCAUCUCGCCGUCGUGCUCAAUGGUUGCAUGGCAACACGGACGGACACGCCAAUGA
Aspergillus ruber CBS 135680 is the source of this 486-nucleotide messenger RNA. RefSeq lists its product as uncharacterized. The record is from RefSeq and is a predicted model, not a curated record. Bases 1 to 486 code for a protein of 161 amino acids. The transcript has 2 exons. NCBI's taxonomy places the organism in Eukaryota, Fungi, Ascomycota, Eurotiomycetes, Eurotiales, Aspergillaceae.